AUGUCCUUCGUGACGUAUAGCCUCGGCCAGAAAUUCACUGUUCGCUCACAUAUUCCUCCACCACCAACGACAGUGACUUACGAAUCUUGCCUUAAUCGAAACCCUGAGAAGGAGAAGCAGAACCGCCGUGGCGCGCUUCAAACAUGCCUGGACUUUCCUCCGCUGCCAGGUACUGAUGGUUCAUUUGAUGUUGAGCUAGAGAUUGUUGGGCUGCUGCGAGUGAAGGAUAACUGCAACGCGCAAUUACUCGUUGUUCUAGUCCGCGGAGCUACACCGGAAUCUCCUAAACUCCUCCCCGGUAAACGUUUUAUUGCUAAAGUGUUUGAUCCUCUCUUUGUCAAAACGGAAGGAGGGGAAGUCAAUCCAAUUCGGCUUACGGACAAGCACUAUACCCACGAAGUUGCCGCAUAUCAGAAACUAUGCGACCUCCAAGGGACUAAAAUCCCGAGUUUCUACGGAUCUUUCACUUGGGAGAUUCCUGUACGGGAGCAGGGACACGUAUCUCGCACAGUUCGCCUUAUCCUGCUGGAGUUUCUACCCGGGAUCUCAAUGGCAGAAGUCAACGCAAAACGAUUCUCGAUACAAACUCAGCAGAAUAUGAUCAAGAAGAUCAUCGACUUCGAAACUGACAUCUACGUACGAGGCAUUGAGCUUGCAGACCUGAGUCCCCGCAACGUCAUGAUGACAGACUCGACGAAUCCGACAAAGCUUCAUUUCCUGGAUUUCGGGAACGCCCUCUUCUUUGACAGGGAUAAGGAAAACAUAUCACCCCUGUCGAGGUGGGCUGACGGCGAUCUGGUAGUACCGUUCGGAUAUGACUGGAUUAAUGACUGGGACUCCUCCUUAAACUUCUACAUCAACCUCCUAGGAAUGCGCAUAAUCUUCACAAUGAACGCGGGCCCCUUCACAAUCUACUACCUAGGCCAUCCACCACCUGAUCUCAAAACCGGCGAGGAACUGGAUAACUGGGCGAAGAGGACAGCCGAGAUUCCGAAUAUGACCGCCACGGCUGGGUUAUUGGAGUUGUAUUAUGUUCAUGGGAGUGAGGGUGGUGAGGGAGGUGGGGGUAGCAAUGGUAUAUCGACUGGGAAUGUACCUCCACACCUUGGUUUUGCGCAUUUGGGCUUUACGGUGCCUGAUAUUCCUGCUGCUGUGGCGAGGUUGAGGGAGGCUGGUGUGACGAUCUUGAAGGAUGUGGGUGUUUCUUCUAGAGAGACGGUGCCGCUUUCGGAGUGGGAGCAGAGGAGGGGGGUUGGGUGUGGUGAGAUUCAUGAGAAUUAUGCGUGGUUCUUUGAAAAGUUUGCUAUGGUUGCUGAUCCGGAUGGGUAUACGGUUGAGUUGAUUCCUCAAAGUAUUUGA
This is a messenger RNA of Penicillium arizonense, 1359 nucleotides long. RefSeq names its product putative lactoylglutathione lyase (Glo1). The record is from RefSeq and is a predicted model, not a curated record. Lineage: Eukaryota; Fungi; Ascomycota; Eurotiomycetes; Eurotiales; Aspergillaceae. The transcript has 3 exons. Bases 1 to 1359 code for a protein of 452 amino acids.